GCGAGCAAUUCUGUUAUAUCAAAUCACGAUUAACCAACAUAAUUUCUUUAAGCGCGCAUAAAAAAAUUUCGCGCGGUAGUGCACACAUGCGGGGUGUAAUGACACGUUUUGAAUAAAUGUGUUUGCGGAACAAACGAGUUAUGAGAUAACGCUCGAGAAACAUUAUGAGGUGAAGAAAGGUGCAAGUCAAGAUGUCUUAACGCGAACAACUAGAAAUAAAGAUGCGUUGAACACUAAUUUAUUUCAAACGCACCGAUAUAAGGUAUAAAAAUCCUUCCGUCUUUUAUUUAUUUCUUUGUAUUGCCAAUGACUGUGAUCAAAGUCCCGCUACAAAUGCUUUGAAGCGUUUGAUGGACCAAUUAGAAGAAAGAGUUUUACAACCUGACCAAUUAAAAAAUACUUCAAAGCAUCUGUAGCAUCACACUGACCGUACCCAAUGUUUGUUCAAUUAUAUAUACCUAACGAUUGCACCGUGUGAAUAUCAUGUCUGCGGAUGGCGCCAAUAUUAUCAUUACGAAAGUGUGUUUUAGCAGUUUGCAACCCCUGCCUUCGUUACGCCGCGCCGCGCCGCAGCUUUCGAAGAGGAUAGCGGACGACAGCCUCGCAGCGGCCGGUGUUCGCGAUAAGCAGUGCAAAUUUAACGUUGCACUCCGUUGCCAAGAGGCAGAUAACAAUUUACGCGUUAAUAUAUUAGCCGACGUGCGUAUCUUUACGAGGGCGUGCGGUGCAAACAUUUCCAACUAAGACUUUGACAGCGCAAAUGUCGGUAAUGGUCAUUAACCCCGCAGCCCCGGGUAAGCGGCUUAAGGUAUAAAGGGUUGUCGCUCAUCCCGCCCGAUUACUCCGUUCAGAGAACUCGGCGCUAUGGAAGUGACGCAUUUGCUCGUCGUGUAUCUUCUCGUCGGUUUGAGCACGCUGUUAGUGCACGCUGAAAGAAAUGCCGAAGUCGGCGGAGCCACCGAGGCACCGAUCACCGAGGAUCAGCAGAAGGUGUACGAUGAAUGCCGAAAUCCGGACUACAAAAAAUACGUAAAGUGUUUAAUGAGGCCAAAGAGACACGGUCAUCACACGAACCACGGAGACGGGCCGGAAACUGAUUCCAUUCAUUGUCUGGAAACGUGUCUAAAAAAGUGCGAACAUCACUUGGAUCUCGAUUGCGAAAAAAAAUGCGGCUACUGCACGAAAAGAACCAGGCACAGACAUCAGAUCAUUACGGAAUACGAGGCGGAAUGCGAAUCGGGAAACUGCGGUCCAUCCGGUGCCGGAUUAAGGACUACUAACAUAACGACGAACAUCGGCAUUAAUAAUGUCAUUAAUCCUUUCGGGGGCGGCGGUGGUAAUGUUACUGGAAUCAAUAUUUUUGGAAAUGGUACUGGGUGGGGUUUUCCUCCAGGAGCCUGCUGUCCACCGGGAGGUCCUUGUCCUCCUGGUAGUCCCCCCUGUUACCCUGGAUCAAUACCAUCGCUUCCUAUAGUACCUCAAAUCUCGUUAGUACCGCAAAUUACAUACGGAGUAGGAUUCGGAGCCACAGGUGGUUGCGCGUACAAUCAGUGGCUUUGUAUUCAACAAACUGGCGCACAGUUUCCAAGCGUGCAGCCCGAUUGCUCUGGAUGCGGCAAUCCUGUCUUACGCUACAAGUGUGACGUAAAUUGUUACGCAAUUCACGACAUAGCAACUAAAUCACCUUGUAAAAGUCCAGAAUGCAUUGGUGGCUCCACGUAAAAAUAUGUCGGAUUUAUUAAAGGCGACUACUAGAAACGAAGAAUAUUUUAUUAAUCACUGAUAUUGUUUAUAUUUAUACAAUUUAUAGUUCAUGCUAACAAUGGUGGACUUGAUAAAAAAUUGUAGUCAUAAAGUAGCCCUAGAUUUACCUAGAUAAAACAAUUCUUCAUCUAUUAUAAUUAUCUGUAUGAUCUGUUUCUCAACAUUAACUUAUAUGAAAUAAAGGCAGUCUUAUUUUUCUUUUAGAAAAUCCUUGCUUCGACUUGAUGUUCACGUUGAAAUAUCGUUGAUGAAUAUGUUGGCCGGUUUUAUAAUAUAGGAAAAAGUAUAUCGAUGAGAAUGCGGCCAUGUAUGUAUGGUUGUCAAUCUCUUGGCGCAAU
Acromyrmex echinatior (Panamanian leafcutter ant) is the source of this 2102-nucleotide messenger RNA. RefSeq lists its product as uncharacterized. The record is from RefSeq and is a predicted model, not a curated record. NCBI's taxonomy places the organism in Eukaryota, Metazoa, Arthropoda, Insecta, Hymenoptera, Formicidae.